AUGGGCCCCUGUACCGCCUCCUCAUGCUGCUGCCAGGCCCGUAAUCUGCCAUGGGCCCCCGUACCGACUCCUCAUGCUGCUGCCAGGCCCGUAAUCUGUCAUGGGCCCCUGUACCACCUCCUCAUGCUGCUGCCAGGUCCAGAGUGUGUCAUGGGUCCCUGUACGGCCUCCCAUUGCUGCUGUCUCCAUCGCCACACUCUGCCAUGUGCCACUUUCAGGUCUCCUCACACUGCUGGUGGGUUCCAUUUUGUCAUAGGGUGCUGUAUGGCCUCCCAUUGCUGCUGCCUCCACCGCCACACUGUGGCUCCACACUCUGGUUUUGGCCCCGUGACUGCCCAAAUGAGUGAAGUGUGCGGUGAUUCUAAGAUCGACGGCACUCAUCUGCAUGUCAUACUGACUGACAGUAUUAUUUCUCUUCCCCAGCAGACUCCAAGGGCAUUUAAAUUAAAGGUACAGUGUUCUGCACUAAUAUAA
Messenger RNA from Staurois parvus, 474 nucleotides. The record is from the annotation of a GenBank genome assembly. NCBI's taxonomy places the organism in Eukaryota, Metazoa, Chordata, Amphibia, Anura, Ranidae.